ACGGGUACAAUGCCUGCAACCAUGUCACUUAUUGAAGUAACCAUGCUUACUGGUUUCUACCCAAACAAAGAUGAUCUAAAACAGCUGACCGACUCAACAGAAAAUUAUAUUUGGAAGUUUGAAGCAAAUCUGGCAAUAAACUCUAGUUCUGUUGUCAUAUAUUUACAUGAGGUGUCCAACAAAAAAGAAACAGUUAUUGGGUUUAGAGUUCACAAGGAAUUUGAUGUGGGUAUGCUUCAGCCUGCAGAUGUCACUAUAUACGAGUAUUAUGAUCAAGAUAAAAAGUGCAGCACUUUUUACAACUUACCCGAUGAAAGUGAUCAACUGAUGAAACUCUGCAAAGGAUCUUUGUGCAAAUGUGCAGUAGAAAAAUGUUGCACUCAGGAAAAGAUAUCCUCAACAAUUACGUCGGACUAUUUAUACAAUAAAGCCUGCAAACAAGAAGGAAUAUAUGAUGUUUUUAAGGUAAUUUUGAAACAGACAGACAGACAAGCCAGUUUCGACAGCCACACACUUGAAGUACUGCAAUUCUUUAAGAAAGAAGAUGAAAAUGACCAUGGAAUUGAAAAGCAUUUUAUUUCUCACACGGCCUGCAGAGAAUCACUUAAGCUAGAGGUUAACAAGAAGUAUCUCAUAAUGAGCUACUCUUCUGACUUAUGGCCACUAUCUACAGAGACAGUUUACGCCUUCAGCAGCAAAACUUUUGUAAUGACGUGGCCAGAGGAGAAUGAAGGGCAAGAUAAAGUGGUUGAAGCUUUGACGGGCUUUUCUAAACGAAUGGAGAAUGGAUGUGACACAUAGAUCGUAUUUGACGGCACGAUGUCUAAAUGCUGAAAAACACUAAAAUAUGUUAACAUAUAACCUUAUAAACACACACAGUAUAUAUAAUCACACACAUAUAUGCAUAAAUACACCUAUAUAUAUAUAUAUAUAUAUAUAUA
Molecule: messenger RNA, 941 nt
Organism: Bombina bombina (fire-bellied toad)
Lineage: Eukaryota; Metazoa; Chordata; Amphibia; Anura; Bombinatoridae
Product: complement C3-like
Exons: 8
Coding region: 10-801 (263 amino acids)
Cellular component (GO): extracellular region
Molecular function (GO): protein binding
Source: RefSeq, a predicted model, not a curated record